Messenger RNA from Ictalurus punctatus (channel catfish), 1519 nucleotides. RefSeq names its product retinol dehydrogenase 12, like (gene rdh12l). Bases 149 to 1066 code for a protein of 305 amino acids. Lineage: Eukaryota; Metazoa; Chordata; Actinopteri; Siluriformes; Ictaluridae. The record is from RefSeq and is a predicted model, not a curated record. The transcript has 7 exons.
UCUCCCAUUUGGAGUUGGCUCCGACCUAUCUCAAAUUCCUAUCUAUUCGUUAACCCCAGUGUUUAUCGUACAGUCCGAAGAAGAAGUCACCUUACUGUUUGUUUGUUUUACUUCUCUCAUCGCUUGCUACAUCCUCAUCAUCGUGAUCAUGCAAACCUUGAGGAACUAUUUCACACCAUGGUCAUCUGAUGUAAGGUUGGAUGGCAAAACUGUAGUGAUUACUGGCGCUAAUACCGGGAUUGGCAAAGAGACUGCCAUUGAUUUGGCCAAAAGAGGUAUGCGGGUCAUCAUAGCCUGCAGAGAUAUGGAGAAAGCUGAUGAAGCUACGAAAGAGAUUGCUGAAGUUUCUGGGAAUCAGAAUGUUGUCUGCAAAAAACUUGACCUGGCUGACUCCAACUCCAUUAGAGAAUUUGCCCAGAAUAUCAACAGUGAGGAGAAACAACUCAAUAUCCUGAUUAACAAUGCUGGAGUGAUGGCCUGUCCAUAUGGUAAAACAGCAGAUGGUUUUGAGAUGCAAAUCGGGGUCAACCACAUGGGUCACUUCCUCCUGACAUUUCUAUUAAUUGACCUGCUUAAAAGAUCAGCUCCAGCUCGGAUUGUCACAGUGUCAUCCAUGGCACAUAAGUGGGGGACCAUCAAUCUGGAUGACAUUAACAGUGAGAAGAGCUAUGAUAAAUCAAAAGCUUACAGCCAAAGUAAACUAGCCAAUGUGCUCUUCACUCGCUGCUUAGCCAAAAAACUACAAGUCAUGUCUGUGUUGUGUCUGACAGGUACGGGAGUGACGACAUACGUCCUUCAUCCUGGUGUAGUGCAGACAGAACUGUGGAGGCACAUGAAUCGACCCCAACAGGCAGCCAUUUGGUUGAUCAAGCCCUUUACCAAGACAUCUGUGCAGGGAGCUCAAACCACUAUCUACUGUGCAGUAGCUCCUGAGCUGGAGACAAAGAGUGGCAACUAUUACAGUGACUGUGCACCUGCAAACUGCUCUAGUGCUGCUAUGGAUGAUGACGUGGCACAGCGACUCUGGGACCUUAGCUGCCAGAUGCUCAGGAUAACAUGGGACUAAAUCUGCUGACUGAUUGUUGUAAAGCAAAUAUCUCAGUGUAGUUUCCUAGUAGAGUCUUAAAUUGCCCAAGAAAUGGCUUGAUGGCCAUGAAUUGAUUGCAUAUAUUGACAUAUUUUCUUUUAAAACAGCUAGUCAGGGAGGGAGUGUGUUGAUGGGCUUCUUAUGAAAUAUUAUACAAGAGAUCCUACAAUCCCCCCAUUUUUACUGAAUAUCUGUAUUGUAGGGUCUCUUGUAGAAAUUAUUUAAUUUAAUGACAUAUUCUUUAUAGUUCUGAUUGAAAAGUAUAGACCUUUCAGGAUCGAGACCAAAAGUCUGAGACCACUAGUGAAAAUGCUUCUGCUUGUUAGUAUUUUCCAAUUUAAUGCAAAGGAUUUCAUUACAAGUGAUUUUAUUGCAAUAACUUGAGUGAAAAUAAUAAAUAUUAUAAUAAAUAUUUACAUGAAUUUCAGAGUU